Monoraphidium neglectum is the source of this 1734-nucleotide messenger RNA. RefSeq names its product DNA repair protein REV1. Gene Ontology annotation, molecular function: deoxycytidyl transferase activity; DNA-directed DNA polymerase activity; damaged DNA binding. Gene Ontology annotation, cellular component: nucleus. NCBI's taxonomy places the organism in Eukaryota, Viridiplantae, Chlorophyta, Chlorophyceae, Sphaeropleales, Selenastraceae. Gene Ontology annotation, biological process: error-prone translesion synthesis; error-free translesion synthesis. The coding region runs from base 1 to 1734 and encodes 577 amino acids. The record is from RefSeq and is a predicted model, not a curated record. The transcript is spliced from 11 exons.
AUGUGGGGUUGGGCCAACGCAAAGCCCGUGGCUAUCGUGCGGCCCGAGUGGGUGGUCGCCUCCCUUCGCGCUGGGCAGCUGCUGCCGGUCAAGGACUUUGCGCUCGAAACCAUCAGGGACGCCCCCCACCAGCGGCGGCUGACCGACUUUGCGCGCCACCAGGCCGCGGGCGUCGUGGCUACAGAGCUGUACCCGCGGCUGCAGCGGGAGCAGGAGGGGGAGGCGCGGCAGCAGGGGCAGCGGGACGAGCAGGGGGGAGAGCAGCAAGGGCAGGAGGGGGAGCAGGGAGAGCCGCAGCAGCAGCAGCAGCAGCAGCAGCAGCACGAGCAGCAGCAGAUGUUUGACGAAGGACGACUGCAGCAGGAUGAUGACGGGAGCCAGCAGCAGCAGCAGGAGCAGCACCAUCAGCAGCAACAGCAACAGCAACAGCAGCAGCAGCAGCAGCGGCAGUCGCCGGACCGGGCGCUGUCGAGGCCGCGGCAGCUCGCGGCCGCGCAGGCGCUUGCGGCGCGGCUGCGUGCUGACUGUGAUGUCUUGAAGAUGGCGCCGCGCACCACGGCGGACGACCCGGAUUUCAUGGCGACAUACUUCAGGUCGUCGCGGCUGCACUGGAUAGGCUGCUGGAAGGCACGACUGGAGUCUGCCAUGUCAGCCCCGACCCUUGACGCCGGCCCGAGCCCCAUCCUGGUCGGCCCCCGCGCCGCCGCCCCCGUCCCCGCCGCCUUCGCCGCCGCCGGCCGCCCGCACGGCGCGGCGUCGCGAUCGCCAUCCACGGCCGCGGCGCCGAGGGAGCGCGCCAUACUGCACCUCGAUAUGGACUGUUUCUUCGCCGCCGCAGCCGCCGUGGGCCGCCCCGAGUUCGUCGGCCUCCCCCUCGCCGUCUGCCACAGCGCCAGCGAGCGCGGGAGCGGGGAGGUGUCGAGCGCGAACUACGAGGCGCGCGCGGCAGGCGUGGGGGCGGGGAUGUUCAUAUCCGAGGCGAAGCGGCGGUGCCCGGAGCUGGUGGUGGUGCCCUACGAGUUUGACCGAUACGAGGAUAUCUCGAUGGAGGUGUACCGCAUCCUCAUGCGCACGACAUCGGCGGUGCAGCCCCUCUCCUGCGACGAGGCGUACCUCGACGUCACCGGCCUGGGUGACCCGGAGGAGAUCGCGGGGCGCGUCAGAUCUCAGAUCAAGGCGGCGACCGGCUGCCCGGCCAGCGUCGGCAUCGGGCCCAACCCCCUGGUCGCCCGCCUGGCCACCAAGCGCGCCAAGCCCGAUGGGCAGUACCGGGUGACGGGUGACAGGGUGCUUGACUUCACGGCGGAGCUGCGGGUCGACCAGCUGCACGGUGUGGGGUGGUCCAUGGCGGGCAAGCUGGCCAAGGAGCUGGGCAUCACAACGGUGCAGCAGGUCCGCGCCUGCAGCAAGGAGGUCCUCUGCCGCCGCCUCGGCCAGAAGGCCGGCUCAGAGCUCUGGGCCCACGCUCACGGCCGCGACGACAGGCCUGUGGAGCGCCCCGGGCCGCGCAAGAGCGUGGGGGCCGAGGUCAACUGGGGGGUGCGGUUCAGCGCCCUGGAGGACGCAAAGACGUUCUUGAGGGGCAUUGCCGGCGAGGUCGCCGCCCGCCUCGCGGCCGCGGGCGUGCGCGGGCGCGCGCUCACGCUCAAGGUGAAGCGCCGCCAGGCGGGCGCCCCCGAGCCGGCCAAGUUCAUGGGCCACGGCAUCUGCGACAACGCGAGCCGCUCGAUGUGA